Molecule: messenger RNA, 4078 nt
Organism: Mugil cephalus (flathead mullet)
Lineage: Eukaryota; Metazoa; Chordata; Actinopteri; Mugiliformes; Mugilidae
Product: NACHT, LRR and PYD domains-containing protein 12-like
Exons: 10
Coding region: 149-2998 (949 amino acids)
Molecular function (GO): protein binding
Source: RefSeq, a predicted model, not a curated record
UACAAAGUCUGAUCUACACCCAGAGAUAAACUCACCUGCUUUCCUGUAAAUGGAGAAGAGAGGCGGAAUUCAAUUCAAGUGUGUAGUCAGUUCAGACUCCAUUUAGAGGAACACUGAAGGCUGAAGCAGGACUGACUGAAGUCAGAAGAUGGAGAAAGAGUCUACAGCAUCCAGCUGUCUGUCUAUGAAGAGUGAUCUGUCCAGAGAUGAACCUCCACUCUUCAGUGAAGAACCUGGACCCUCAGGCACACAGAGAGGCUUCAUCAGUCGACAGGAUAAAUAUGAAUGUCCAACUGUACAGAGACUCAAAGAUGAUGUUGGUCUGCAGGAGGUUUUAGAUGAACAAAAGAUCAGUCUGAGGAGGAGAUGUGAACAUGUGACUGAAGGAACUGAUGUAAGAGGAAGAGGAACCCUCCUCAACAGGAUCUACACUGAGCUCUACAUCACAGAAGGACAGAGUGAAGAGGUUAAUACCCAACAUGAGGUGAAGCAGCUUGAGACAGCUUCCAAGAUGAAGGCCCUCCAUGACAUUCCAAUCAGGUGCCACGACAUCUUUAAAGCCUUACCUGACCAACACAGACACAUCAGACUGGUUCUGACCUACGGCGUCGCUGGCGUUGGAAAAACCUUUUCAGUGCAAAAGUUCACUCUGGACUGGGCAGAGGGUUUGGAAAACCAAGAUGUCAGUGUGGUGAUUGUGCUUUCGUUCAGGGAGCUGAACUUGAUCAAAGAUGAGCAGUACAGUCUUUUCAGGCUGCUCCAUGUUUUCCAUCCAACUUUACAGAAGGUCACAGCAGAGCAGCUGGCUGUCUGGAAACUUUUGUUCAUCUUUGACGGCCUGGAUGAAAGCAGACUUUCAUUGGACUUCAACAACAGUGAGGUUGUGUCUGAUGUCACACAGAAGGCAUCAGUCAACGUGCUGCUGACAAACCUCAUCAAGGGGAACCUGCUUCCCUCGGCUCUGGUCUGGAUCACUUCUAGACCUGCAGCAGCCAAUCAGAUCCCUCCUACAUGUGUUGACAGGAUAACAGAAGUACGAGGCUUCACUGACGCCCAGAAGGAGGAGUACUUCAGGAGGAGGUUCAGACAUAAAAAGCAAUCAAGCAGAAUCAUCUCCCACAUCAAGACCUCCAGGAGCCUCCACAUCCUGUGUGGAGUCCCAGUCUUCUGCUGGAUCACUGCUACAGUUCUGGAGCACAUGUUGACUACAGAGCAGAGAGGAGAGCUGCCCAAGACCCUGACUGACAUGUACUCACACUUUGUGAUGGUUCAGACAAAGAGGAAGAAGAACAAGUACCAUGAGGGACAUGAGACGAGUCCACAGGAGCUGAUGGAGGCUGACAGGGAAGUUCUUCUGAAGCUGGGGAGGCUGGCGUUUGAACAUCUGGAGGAAGGAAACAUCAUGUUCUACCAAGAAGACCUGGACCGCUGUGGUCUGGAUGUGACAGAGGCCUCAGUGUACUCAGGAGUUUGUACAGAGAUCUUCAAAAGAGAGAGUGUGAUCUUCCAGAAAUCAGUCUACUGCUUUGUUCAUCUGAGUGUUCAGGAGUUUCUGGCUGCCGUCUACAUGUUCCACUGUUACACCAACUGGAAGACAGAGGUACUGGAGGACUUCCUGGGGAAAAAAUAUCAUAGUUUGGUCUCAUUUCUGGAUGACCUCCUUUAUGGAGCCAUGGAGAAAUCCCUGCUCAGUAAAAAUGGUCACCUGGACCUGUUUGUUCGCUUCCUUCAUGGCCUUUCUCUGGAGUCCAACCAGAGACUCUUAGGAGGUCUGCUGGGUCAGACAGAGAACAGUCCAGACACCAUCCAGAGAGCCAUCAACAAGCUGAAGGAGAUGAACACUUAUAAAAUGUCUCCUGACAGAAGCAUCAACAUCUUCCACUGUCUGAUGGAGAUGAAUGACCUCGCAGUUCAUCAGGAGAUCCAAGAGUUCCUGAAGUCAGAGAACAGAUCAGAGAAGGAACUCUCUGAGAUCCACUGCUCAGCUCUGGCCUACAUGCUGCAGAUGUCAGAGGAGGUUCUGGAUGAGUUGGACCUGAAGAAGUACAAAACAUCAGAGGAGGGACGACGGAGACUGAUCCCAGCUGUGAGGAACUGCAGAAAGGCUCAAUUAACUCAAUGUGCACUCUUGGAGACCGAUUUUGAAGUUGUGUCCUCUGCUCUGAAGUCCAACCCUUCCUAUCUGACAGAGCUGAACAUGAGUAGAAAUAACCUGAAGGAUUCAGGAGUGAAGCAUCUGUCUGCUGGACUGGAGAGUCCAAACUGUAGACUGGAGACUCUGAGGUUGGUGAGAUGCAUUUUAUCAGAUAUCAGUCGUGAUUCUCUCGUCUCAGCUCUGAAGUCCAACCCCUCCCAUCUGAAACAUCUGGACCUGAGUAACAACAACCUGAAGGAUUCAGGAGUGAAGCAGCUGUGUGGUUUUCUGGAGAGUCCAGACUGUAGACUGGAGACUCUGAGAUUGAGUGACUGCAGUUUGUCAAAGAUCAGCUGUGAUUCUCUGGUCUCAGCUCUGAAAUCCAACCCCUCCCAUCUGAAACAUCUGGACCUGAGUGAGAACAACCUGAAGGAUUCGGGAGUGAAGCAGCUGUGUGGUUUUCUGGAGAGUCCAGACUGUAGACUGGAGACUCUGGGGUUGAGGAGCUGCAGUUUGUCAAAGAUCAGCUGUGAUUCUCUGGUCUCAGCUCUGAAGUCCAACCCCUCCUAUCUGAAACAUCUGGACCUGACUAACAACAACCUGAGGGAUUCAGGAGUGAAGCAGCUGUGUGGUUUUCUGGAAAGUCCAGACUGUAGACUGGAGACUCUGGAAUUGGAGAACUGCACUUUGUCAAAGAUCAGCUGUGAUUCUCUGGUCUCAGCUCUGAAGUCCAACCCCUCCCAUCUGAAACAUCUGGACCUGAGUAACAACAACCUGAAUGAUUCAGAUGUGAAGCAGCUUCUUUAUCUUGAGAAGAGUCCAGACUAUAAACUGGAGACUCUGAGGUGGAGGUCAUGGUUAUAAACAGGAGGGUGUGUGAGGUGAGAGGAUGAGCUGUGUCCUGAUGAUCCAGAGGAUGAAGCAACAGCAGUUUGUGUGGACAGAGACUCUGACUGCAGAUAAAUGCUGAUGUUGAUCAAGAAGUGAGCUCAGUCACAAACAUGAGCUUAAACUCACACAUUAUUCUCCCAGUGAUGCAGCCAGUGUUCAGUUCCACUGACUCAGAUACAGUGGUGUGAAAAAGAGUUUGGAUCCUUCAGGAUUUAUUAUUUUUACUGUUUAUUACCUAAAUGUUUCAGAUCAUUGAACAAAUUUCAAUAUGAGACAAAUAACACAAGUAAACACAAGAUGUGGUUUUGAAACUGUAGGGGAAAUAAGUUAUUAAACAAUUACGUGUCAUAACUGCACUCGUCAAAAGGCGGCACCAUCCACAGGUUUAGAAUAGAUGUGAAAAUAAAUCAAUUAAUAUUGGAUCAAUAUUAAUUAUUAAUAAAUAAUCAAUCUCAUCAUUUCUGAGGCGUCAGCUCUCAGUAUAGGGAUUAUCUAUUUCCAGCUCACAAGGAUCUUCUGACAACAACUUAAGUGAAAUAUGUGGUUUAUUUACAAUGGUGAAUGGUGAAAAAUAAACAAUAUGAUGAAUAAUAUAACAGAUUAAUGGAAAAUGAUGAGAAUACCAAAAUAAAUUCGUUUAACGAAAGUGAGAAGUAUGAACAAAAAUGAGGAUGCAAACGUUACCUGAUUUCUUACAUUAAUGAUUUAGAUUUGUUUAAGGUUUCUUUAGUUAUAACACAAUCAUGAACUCUACUCAAAUAUGAUGGUGAUGGUCUACUUAUGGGAACUCCUUGGAUUCUGCUCCGAACAACUGGAUCGGGGACAAAUGCUGUCCUGGUGAGCUCGAUCUUCCACAGCGGUACCAUUGGGGAAACCAGCGGUACCGAAGAGCAGAUUGAUGGCAGUCAUCCAGGUCCGGACCUCAGCGUCGGUUACAGCAAAGGUUUUCUCAGCGUUACUUAGACAAAAGUGACAACUGUGAAGUUGCUGUGCUGUUAAAAGUUGAUUGUCAAUGAUGGAAUUAAAAAGUACUUCAAUGGCCGGUCAAAAGUA